Molecule: messenger RNA, 1224 nt
Organism: Pseudogymnoascus verrucosus
Lineage: Eukaryota; Fungi; Ascomycota; Leotiomycetes; Thelebolales; Thelebolaceae
Exons: 1
Coding region: 172-945 (257 amino acids)
Cellular component (GO): cytoplasm; nucleus
Molecular function (GO): ribonucleoside-diphosphate reductase inhibitor activity
Source: RefSeq, a predicted model, not a curated record
CCGAACCAGCCAGCCUUCACCCAUCCGGUUUCACCUGAACUCCAGCGCCAACCCCGCACCGUCAUCCUCAACCUCUCCACUCCAAACCCCUCGAGCUCAUGAAGUAAUCCUCAUCUCAAUCCGAAAAUACACAUUCCCUCACACCAUCAGUCGUUUCCCUCACAAGCUACAAUGCCAUCCUCAACCCACCAAGCCAAGCGGCCCUACGCCGGCACACACAGUCAACACCAGGCUUCGAUAACAUCCUACUUCCCCUCCCCCUCUGGCGCCGCUCCCGCCCCGACCACCGUCCGCAAUGCCUCUUCGCCCCCAGUCCUCCCAGCGACCGUCCAAUCCAACCUCCUCAGUGUCGGAAUGCGCGUCCGCAAAUCCGUACCCGAGGGCUACAAGACCGGCUCCUACAGCUCCUUUGCGCUGUUCUCCGACCAGGCACCUCCCACGAAGCCUCAGCAGCAGCUACAGCCGCAGCGCCGCGUGAAGCAAGUAUCAGGCAGUGCAGCGAGGGAGCUCGCGCCAUUCUGCGGGAUAAUGAAAGUUGGCGGGCUGGCAGUUCAGGCUCCACAAGCAGAUGAGGAGUACAUGGAUGACGAGGACGAGGUUCUGGACGAAGAUGACGUCCCGGGUAUGAGCUCGCAGGGCUCAACGCUGAGUGCUUACUCCACUACCACGCAUAAACGCCGUCUCUCGGCUUCUUCGGUAGGCUCUGAUGAUGAGGGGGGAGCGCCGUAUAGCUGGGCCGACAUGGGGAUCAGUCCUAAGUCGCAGGCUCCGCAGCAGGGUCAGGCUUGGGCUGUCGCGGGGAACCGUGCGAUGGCGCUGCCGAGGAGGAUGAAGAAGGCUGGUGCCGGGGGAGCGAUGGGAGGGCAGGAGAAUGGGGUUGACUUUGAGGAGGCUGGGUUCUUGGAUUAUGCGGCGCUGGGGGAGGUGGAUAUGGGGGGAUUGUGAUAUGUACAGUAUUGUGUGAGUGGGAUGGGAUGGGAUGGGAUGGGAUGGGCCUGGCGAAGCUUAUGGCUGGGUGGGGGGAUAAUGUAUGUUAUUGGGCAGCGGUUUCGGUGUUAUGAGCAAAAGGCGUUUACAGAGCGGGAUUUUAGCAAAGAUGCUUAGAUUAAUUUAUGGAAACACUUCCUCGAAGAAUGGGUAUUGUGUCUUGCUCAUCGCUUUGUGUUUAGGCUAUCAAUGUUUUGUUUCUCAAGCUUAGUGGGCAUCCAGGAACAUAUUUGGGAU